Messenger RNA from Schistosoma turkestanicum, 2508 nucleotides. The record is from the annotation of a GenBank genome assembly. NCBI's taxonomy places the organism in Eukaryota, Metazoa, Platyhelminthes, Trematoda, Strigeidida, Schistosomatidae.
AUGUCAACUUAUUUAAAUGAAAAUCCCAUUUUAUCCGUACUUAUAUCUAAGGGAGAGAAAAUAAUUUCUUCAGAGGAUGAAACUAAAGAUAAUCACUUAUGUAAUGUAAAUUUAUCAUCAAAUAUUUUAUGGAAAACACAUGAACCUAUUAUACCAGUUACACAACCUUGUAUGACAGAAUACUCUUCAAAUUAUACAGAUCCUCUAACUGCUAUCACAAAUACGACAAAUUCAAAUUUCACUCCACAAUCAACUAAUAGUCAUCAGCCUGACUUGACUGUACACAAUGAAUUCAAUUGUAUUUAUCAACCAAAUGAAUCACAAAUGAAUAUAUCUAAAGAAUUAAAAGAAUUCUCAUCAAAUGAUAAAUAUUUUCAAUCAUUCAUACCUUCUAGACCUCUCUUAACAUCAUCAUGUUCAAUAGUAAAUGAAGAAAAUAAAACAACAUUCUCGUCAAAUUAUAAUUUAUUAUCAAAUACAUAUUAUCAACAAUUUUUAUUAAAACAUUGUAAUCGAAAUAGAAAUGAUGAUGAAGUUAUUAAUUUAAAAGAUGAAAAUUAUUGUAAUUCAUUAAUUAUGUCAUCUUAUGUAAAUCGAUUACAAAAUUCGGACAAUUUAAUAUGUACAAGUAUUAACAGUAAUAUUAAUGAUUCGUUUAUUGGGACUAAUACUAUUACAACAACAACUGUUACUACAAUUACUACCAAUACUACUAGUAAUAAUACAAGUAGUAAUAGUAGUAUAAGUCCAUCAACUCAUAAUGAGGCAAUCAAUGAAAAUUUUGAAUUGAAUCGAAAUCCUACAAGUAUGCCAUAUCAUCUUCAUCAUUAUUAUAGUUCAUGUGCUGAUGAUCAUAUGCCUGAACAUUCAAAUAAACAUUAUCAUCCAGAAAUGUAUCAACAGCAUUUACCAUGGUCAGAAUAUUAUAACACUAGUCAUCAUAGCAUUGAUACAUUGAAUGAUCACAGUAAACGUAGUAUUGGUUACAUAACAGAACCUGAUUUAUUGAAAACUGAACACCAGCAACAACAACAAUCAAAUUGGUUAAGUGAUAUACAUACUUGGGUAAAUAAUAGAUUUUCAUAUGAUGAUACCAUUGAUGAUAAAGCUUCUCCUGUAAUUAAUUCUACAUGUCAUUCAAUUCAAAAUCAUCCUUGUUCAAUUGAUCAAUCUGUUUACAAUAUUGAUCAUAUUGAUCAGAUGAGCGAUCGAAAUCAAUCGUUAAAUCUUCAUGCAAACAAUCCACAUUGUUUUCUAACAACAACAACAACAACAACUGAAGAUAGAAUUAUUAUUGAUCAAAAUGCAAUUGAAUCUUAUUUGUAUACAAAUUCUGAAAUAGAUGCUGCUAGACGAACAUUUUGUUCAUCAAUGUCUAUUGGAGAUGGAUGUUUAAAUUUUAAUGCGAAUACACCGAAUUUUUGGUCAAAUAAUAUGUGUAAUCUAUUAAACACAACUGAUCCUUAUAAAUCAAUCUUAAUGGCCGCUGCUGGUGUUCAAUAUCCAACAUACAAUUAUCAUCUUAAUAAUAAUAAUAAUAACUCAUCAGGACAAUCUGAAUAUACAACACUAUGUGAAACGUUUCUCUCUGCUAACAAUAAUAAUAAUAAUAAUCCAAUUAGCACCAGAGACUUGAACAUUGAACCGAAAUGUUCAAUAUUCACUAGUAGUCAAAUGGAAAAUGAAAAUCCAUUCAACACAUCGAUAACUAUGUCUAAAAAUGUAUUAGCUCAGUCACCAUCUCCAUCAUCAUCAUCGUUAUCCAGUGAAGCAAAAAUAUCAUUAGAUAUUGAACAUUCAAUCAUCCCUUCAAGAUCGUCAUCACUAUCAACAUUAAAUAAUAGUAAUGAUAAUAAUAAUAAUAAUAAUUCAACUACAGUUAAACGAUAUAUUGGUCGACCAACAUGUGAUUGUCCUAAUUGUCAAGAAUUAGAUCAUUUAAAUUUAACUAAUCCAAAUGUAGCAAGUGAAUUAAGACGAAAAAAUUUACAUAAUUGUCAUGUACCAGGUUGUGGUAAAGUUUACAAUAAAACAAGUCAUUUAAAAGCCCAUUUAAGAUGGCAUACAGGUGAACGUCCAUUCGUGUGUAAUUGGUUAUUAUGUGGUAAAAGAUUUACACGUUCUGAUGAAUUACAACGUCAUUUACGUACACAUACUGGUGAAAAACGUUUUCUUUGUCCUAUUUGUCAUAAACGUUUUCUUCGUAGUGAUCAUUUAAAUAAACAUAUACGUACACAUUCUGAUGUGACAGCCACAACACCACCAACAACAACAGUUAUCAAUGAGAACACUGAACACAAUACAAUUAAAUCAAUGGAUAAACAGUAUCCAAAUAUUAACACAACAAAUACUACUUCCACUACUACCACAACUAUCCUUACAAAUACUACUAACACUUUUGUCAGUAGUAGUCUCAAGGAUAAUAAUAUUAUCAUUGAUGGUCAUACACCUUUAAACACUUCAUCUCAUUUUAAUGUUGAAGAGAAUGUGAACGAAUAUACCAUGUGA